UUGUCUCCAUUUAAGCACAAGGUGUGUUUAUAUAUAACAUAUAUCACAUAUACGUGUGUGUGUGUAAUCCUUUCUUUAAUUCUAUUAACCAUCAUAAUCUUCAACAUGGCAACCAAUAAAAAAACAGUCAUGCAUGUAUACAAACUUGACACCGGCAACCGUCCACCGGAGCCUCACCAUAACCACCUAUCAACCACCACCACCACCACCAAAAAAAUAAUUGUCAAGAGCUUAGGAGCAUUACUUCGGCGAUCCAAAACCUAUCGCGAAAAUAAUCACAAUCACAUUCACAAUCACAACAUCAACUCCACCAAAGAAGACACAAAAGAAGUGGUCCUAGAAACAUCAAGAAAAUCACUUCCGGCUAUCGAUAGCGAUAGGAGUGUGGUUCCCGCGAUUAAAGAUGGCAGGAAAUCAGCUUCGGUGGUUGAAGAAGGGAGGAAAGGGGCACCGGGGGUUGAGGUAGGGGUGGUGGCAGGGCGGAGAUCUGCGGAGAAUAGGGCGGAGAUGGUGAUGAUUAAUGUCGCGGAGGUCGCAGAUUUGUAUCAAGUGAGGGUUUUGGUGACGGACAUGCCGGCGUUCAUGCAAGUUCACGCAUUCCGGUGUGCUAGAAGAACGUUUGAUAGUUUGGAUGAAACUAGUCCUAGACAAAUUGCUUGUAACAUGAAAAAGGACUUUGACAAGGUAUAUGGGCCGGCUUGGCAUUGCAUUGUGGGCUCAAGUUUUGGGUCAUUUGUGACCCAUGCAACCGGUUGUUUUCUUUAUUUCACUAUGGAAAAGUUAUAUGUUUUAGUUUUCAAGACAAAAGUUAAAAAAAUUCUGAACAAUUCACAUUAAAAAUAAGAUCCGAUUAAAAUAUCAAUAUUAAGAUAUGGAAAAUCGGUAAUUAUAGUUAUAGUUUGUUUCCCUUUGUUUUUUUAAAAAAUUUGAUCAAGUUUGUUGAUUUUUAUUUUCUAGUUCCCAUAUUUGCACUUCAAAAAUUUAAAGAACAUGGUUGUAAAUUUCAAUUAUGUU
Helianthus annuus (common sunflower) is the source of this 1014-nucleotide messenger RNA. RefSeq lists its product as uncharacterized. Gene Ontology annotation, molecular function: dynein light intermediate chain binding; dynein intermediate chain binding. The transcript is spliced from 2 exons. NCBI's taxonomy places the organism in Eukaryota, Viridiplantae, Streptophyta, Magnoliopsida, Asterales, Asteraceae. Gene Ontology annotation, cellular component: dynein complex. The record is from RefSeq and is a predicted model, not a curated record. The coding region runs from base 106 to 837 and encodes 243 amino acids. Gene Ontology annotation, biological process: microtubule-based process.